Molecule: messenger RNA, 1059 nt
Organism: Dromaius novaehollandiae (emu)
Lineage: Eukaryota; Metazoa; Chordata; Aves; Casuariiformes; Dromaiidae
Product: olfactory receptor 14A16-like
Exons: 4
Biological process (GO): G protein-coupled receptor signaling pathway
Cellular component (GO): membrane
Molecular function (GO): odorant binding; olfactory receptor activity
Source: RefSeq, a predicted model, not a curated record
CUGCACUAUGGGACCAUCAUGGGCAGCAGAGCUUGUGUCAAAAUAGCAUCAGCUGCCUGGGCCAGUGGCUUUCUCAGUGCGGUGCUGCACACUGCCAACACAUUUGGAGUAACAUUCUGCCACGGCAAUGCCCUGGGCCAGUUCUUCUGUGAAGUUCCUCAGAUCCUCAAGCUCUCCUGCUCAGACUCCUACCUCAGGGAACUUGGGGUGCUUGUGCUUAGUGCCUGUUUAGGCUUGGGGUGUUUCAUCUUCAUUGUGGUGUCCUAUGUGCAGAUCUUCACUGCUGUGCUGAGGAUCCCCUCUGAGCAGGGACAGCACAAAGCCCUUUCCAUGUGCCUCCCUCACCUGGCCGUGGUCUCCCUCUUUGUCAGCACUGUCAUAUUUGCCCACCUGAAGCCCCCCUCCCUCUCCUCCCCAGCUCUGGAUCUGGUGGUGGCUGUUUUGUAUUCGGUGGUGCCUCCACUAGUGCCUCAUCCUGGCCCUCCUCCUCCCAUGGUGCACAAGGGUGAAGAGGCUGGCUCCAUCUUCUUGAUCACCUCCUGGAAGACAGUUCCCUCAGCCUGGAAGGACCAAAUGUCCAACAGCAGCUCCCUCAACCAGUUCCUCCUCCUGGCAUUCGUGGACAUCCGGGAGCUGCAGCUCUUGCACUUCUCCCUCUUCCUGGGCAUCUACCUGGCUGCCCUCCUGGACUCCUACCUCAGGGAAGCUGGGGUGCUUGUCAUUAGUGUUUGUUUAGUCUUUGGGUGUUUCAUUUUCGUUGUGCUGUCCUACGUGCAGAUCUUCACUGCUGUGCUGAGGAUCCCCUCUGAGCAGGGCCAGCACAAAGCCUUCUCCAUGUGCCUCCCUCACCUGGCCGUGGUCUCCCUGUUUGUUAUCACUGCAAUGUUUGUCUACCUGAAGCCUCCCUCCAUCUCCUCCCCAUCUCUGGAUCUGGUGGCAGCUGUCCUGUACGCAGUGGUUCCUCCAACAGUGAACCCCCUCAUCUACAGCAUGAGGAACAAGGAGCUCAAGGACACACUGAAGAAACUCAUUCAAUUAGUACUGUUUCAGCAGCAAUGA